Messenger RNA from Triticum dicoccoides, 1887 nucleotides. RefSeq lists its product as uncharacterized. The transcript has 6 exons. Bases 1 to 1887 code for a protein of 628 amino acids. The record is from RefSeq and is a predicted model, not a curated record. Lineage: Eukaryota; Viridiplantae; Streptophyta; Magnoliopsida; Poales; Poaceae.
AUGCCGCCGAGACCCACCGUCGAUGAUACUGUUGAUGCCACACCGCUCCACCUACAUGCCAUCUCGCGUCGACUCCGAACUACCAGCAACUCCACCACCCUGUGCAAUCCUCGGCCGACGCCUUCAGGAAGGAACACGAUACCAAAGUACCAUCGUCGGCCAAACAGAGGAACAGAGGCUUUUGCCUGCGCUCAUGGCAGAGGUGGGGGGCGUAUGAUCCACACCGAAGCCUCCAGGAAGGUAAUCAGCGCCGAGGGCGUCAACUUUGGUGCGGCCGCCCAUGCCGGCCUGGAGUUUCGCCCGGAUCCAUGCCCACCCGCCAGAUCCGUCCAGGCAAAAUUGGCGUCGACCGAAGUCGCUACCGUAGCCAGCACGAACCGGAGUAGAUCGAGUUGGAGACGAUGCCUCCCAUGGAACUCCGGGCGGCAAUCGAGGAGCCGCCGUAGCGCCGCCGCGUCCACGCCGCCCACUCAGCCGUGGAAGGCCCCCGUCUGCACCCGCGGGUGCCGCCCGCCAGGCAGGCCGCACCGCGCGCCACCGAUCGAGGCCGCCGCCGCGAGAUCCCCGCGCCGCUUGGGGCACCGGCGGUCAGAUCUGAAGCAAAUCGACCACGACCACCAUAGGCGCGCCCCGAACAGCCCCCCACGCGACCACCGAGGGAAGCAGCUCCUGUCGUCGCCCCCUCAGCCCUCGCUGGCGCGCCCCAUUGCUAACGCGCCGCCAAUUGCCGCCGAACGCCACCCGCGCCAGUGUGAACGCAUGAAAAAUCUCAUAAAGUUUUGGAGCGCCGUGACCACUGCAACAACACAUGUAAUGUUCUUGCAUUGUACAGAAUCACCAAGACCGCGGUCGGAGUGCACGCCGGAGGAGAUCGCCAAGUUGGACGCGGAAUCGGCGAAGAGGAGGGAACGGAGAGCGGUCGUCAAGGUCAAUGCCGCCGCGGCCAAGAGAGCCGCCCAGCACAAGGAGCUAGAGGCCGCGCGGCGCAAGGCCCGGUACAUGGAGGACGUGAUCUUCGAUGGUGGGCAUGGCCGUACCUACGACCCCGAGGAGAUCCAAAGUCAGGAUGGCCGCGCCGAGUACGUCCCCGAUGAAGAGGCCGACGACCGUGCUGACUACGACCAUGGUGACUCAUGGCAUGAAGAUGAUGACAUCUAUGUCGAAGGUGAUGCAGAAGAAGAAGAAAGCAAUGACGUUGAUAUUAGUGGUGCGUCAUUGUUCAUUGACAAGCUCACCCAAGGAGCGGAGGCACAAAAGAAGAGGAAGAGCAUUCGCACGGCAUUUCAAUCUUUGGAGGCAUUCAAGGCCCGGCACAAUGACAAGCCAUUCACUGUUACGCAUUGUUGGACGAUCAUCAACAAUUGCCCUAAGUUCAAGGAUCAAUACCGUGAACUUCAAAGAAAGAGAGGCAUGAAGACGGUCAAGUUCGCCGGAGGUGGGGAUGGCGAGGCGUUGAAGAGGCCGAGGGGCAAUACCAACUCCAAGGUGGACGACAUACGUGACGCCUCAUCCAUGGCCUUGCAUGAGACUUUGCAUGGCAUGGUGUCCCAAAAGGAUGUGAGGGACGAGAAGAAGCGGCAAAGCAAGGACGAGCAAAUGAAGCAAUACCUAGACCAUCAAAGACAGAAGCUUGAGAUGGAGGAGGUGGCCAAGAGGAGGAAGAUCGACAUGGAGGAGGCGGCCAGGCAAAGGCAGCUCGACAUCGAGGCCGACAACGUCAAGGCCAGGCAGAGGCAGCUCGACAUCGAGGCCACCAAUGCCGCCACCAAAGCGAAGGAGGUAGCCCUUGCGAUCAUGAGCGUGGACUUGUCGAAGAUGAGCGACAAGACGAGGGCCUGGUUCGAGGCCAGGCAGAAGGAGAUGCUCGACGCCGAAGGCCUGAACUAG